This is a messenger RNA of Antechinus flavipes (yellow-footed antechinus), 2207 nucleotides long. It is a transcript of the gene MAFF, whose product is annotated as MAF bZIP transcription factor F. Gene Ontology annotation, biological process: regulation of transcription by RNA polymerase II; regulation of epidermal cell differentiation. Gene Ontology annotation, cellular component: nucleus. The record is from RefSeq and is a predicted model, not a curated record. NCBI's taxonomy places the organism in Eukaryota, Metazoa, Chordata, Mammalia, Dasyuromorphia, Dasyuridae. The transcript has 3 exons. The coding region runs from base 292 to 771 and encodes 159 amino acids. Gene Ontology annotation, molecular function: DNA-binding transcription factor activity, RNA polymerase II-specific; RNA polymerase II cis-regulatory region sequence-specific DNA binding.
AUCCUGUGAGUGAGUAAUUCCAGGAAACUCACAUUACAACUCAGCAGAUUGCUGCGUUCGCCGCUGUCGCGCGCGCCUCCCCGCCAGCGGGCAGCCUCCACUUUCGGCUGCCCCAUCCCGAGUCCCUUCUCGGGGCACGGCUCCGGGAGGCGGCGGCUGGAGGCCGAGGGGGGACCCCGACCCGUCACCCCGGGCGGCGGCGGCGGAGAGCCAGCGAGAAGGGGACGAAGGGGACUCUCCGAGCGAGUAGGAGAAGUGGGGUCUCCAGCCCCGAGGGCACCAGACCCAAAAAUGUCUACAGAUACCUUAUCCAGCAAAGCACUAAAGAUCAAGCGCGAGCUGGGCGAGAACACGGGCCCGCAUCUGUCGGACGAGGAGCUGAUGGCGCUGUCGGUGCGGGAGCUGAACCACCACCUGCGGGGCCUAUCCAAGGAGGAGGUGGCGCGGCUGAAGCAGCGGCGCCGCACGCUCAAGAACCGCGGCUACGCCGCCAGCUGCCGCGUCAAGCGCGUGUGCCAGAAGGAGGAGCUGCAGAAGCAGAAGAGCGAGCUGGAGCGCGAGGUGGACAAGCUGGCCCGCGAGAACGCCGCCAUGCGUCUCGAGCUCGACGCCCUGCGCUCCAAGUACGAGGCGCUGCAGGGCUUCGCGCGCUCCGUGGCCGCGCACGGCGGGCCCGCCGCUAAGGUGGCGCCCGCCAGCGUCAUCACCAUCGUCAAGUCAUCUGCCAGCGCUUCCACCGCGGCCUCCAGUCCGGCCGCGUGCUCCUCGUGACCGCGGGUCCCAUCCCUGCGCGGAUAGGGGGGUCCAGACCCCGCCCCCGCCCGGGCCCCGCCCCCGACUCAUCCCCGCUCCGCUGACAGGGUGGCCUGGUCCUUGUCCCGCCCCCCGAUCCCUUCCCCGUGCAGAUAGGGCGGCCCUGCUCUAGGCCCCACCUCUGGCCCUCUCUGUGGAUAGUGUGGCCUGACCUAGGCCACGCCCCCUGAUCUCAUUCCUCCUAUUCUUUCCCAACGUCCCGCCUCCUGGUCCAAGCCUUAACACCUACAGGGCCCCGCCCCUCCCCCAGGCCCUCCCGCUGGCCCCGCCUCUCCCAGCUCCUACUUCACGUGCUCGGGUUCGGUUCCUUGUGCAGCCCCGGCCCGGACCCAGCGCUCCUUCCCCGUUUGGCCCUCUCCAGCCCUGGGUAGGGCUUCGGGCAGGGGCGGUAGCUCGUGGGCCCCCCGUGGGGACACCGGGGGAGGGAAGCAAGUCCCUUCUCCACGCUGAAGUUAAAUCAGCGGGCAUCGAUUAGGUGCCCACUUUGUGCCAAUUUGGGGACGUGGAGCCCUCCGCUCCCGGCUCUCCCCCCUGCAGCUGGAAGAUGGGCUCCCAGGAGGCCGUGGGCCACCCCUCUCCCAGGCACGAGCUGGGGCGCCGUCCCAACAUCCCCCUCCCCCUUAUUUUUCUUUUCUUGGCCCUUUGGAAGCAGGUUGGAAACUGGCUUGAGAGUGUGGGAGCCCUUCCUGGGGGAUGGGGGCUUCCAGAGGGGGUGCAGACAGACCUUCCAAGCCCCCAAGAGCUGACCCUCGCUUCUUCCCAGGGCCCGGGUCUCCUGGGAGAUUCCCUAGAAUUAUUCCUGGGCUUUCCGAGGAUGGAGGUGGGGUGGGGGGGGGCUCUGGGAGGCCGGGCAGUCUGCCCAGGAUGAGCACUUAGAGCCAGGCAGGAUGGCUUUUUGAGCUGAUGAGGGUGUGGGAUGGGGUACACAGCAUAAAAUGCGCCCCCUCCCGCUUCCAGUCAGGAAGGGCUGGGAUCCCACUCCCGUGAGCACUUUUGGGGAGGAGGGGGCUAAGAUUCUAGGGUUUCUGGUCUUCCAAAGCAGCAAAGCCUUUUGGGGCCCCCUCCUCUAACCACAUCCCCAGCCCUCCUUGCCCAGCUGCUCCCCUCCCUCGUCUGGUCCCAACCUCUUUUUUAUUUAUUGCACAGAUGUAAGUUAUUCUCUGCCACAGCUACCAGCCCACCUUACUGGAGCCCAGUCUGGGUGGGAAAGUGGACGAGUGGACGUUAUAUUUUAUAUCUUCAAAUAAAUCACAUUUUAUCUUAUAUGUAACAGAAGACCUUGAGAAAUGCCCUCUAGGGGUUCCAGAAUUUAUUUAUUUUCUGACUUACAGUAAGCGCUGCUCGCCUCCUGUAUUUUGUAGACUUUCUGAAUAAAGCAAGUUCUUUUUCACUGA